CUCCAAACCACAUCUUCAACCAAACUCACAAACAAGAAGAAGAACCAUAACAAGAAAAAGAGAAGGAUUCUGCGUUGGAAACCACACAAGAACAUAGAGAGAUAAGACUUCUUGAUCUUCAAAAAGAAGAAUGGCGUAUGAGAAAGUCAACGAGCUUAACCUUAAGGACACAGAGCUUCGUCUUGGAUUACCUGGAACAGAACAAGUUAAAGAAGAACAAGACGUUUCUUGCGUUAGAAGCAACAAACGUCAACUACAAAGCGAUAACGAGGAAGAAUCGACUACACCUCCUGCAAAAACUCAAAUCGUCGGUUGGCCUCCGGUGAGAUCUUACCGUAAGAACAGCAACAACAACAACAGUGUUAGCUAUGUGAAAGUGAGUAUGGACGGAGCUCCAUACCUCCGUAAAAUAGAUCUCAAAACAUACAAAAACUAUGCAGAGCUUCUCAAGGCGUUGGAGAACAUGUUCAAGUUCACGAUCGGUGAAUACUGCGAAAGAGAAGGGUACAAAGGAUCUGAAGUUGUACCAACGUACGAGGAUAAAGAUGGAGACUGGAUGUUGGUUGGUGAUGUGCCAUGGGAUAUGUUCUCUUCCUCUUGUAAGAGACUCAGAAUCAUGAAAGGAUCUGAUGCUCUUGCUUUAGACUCUGCCCUAUGAUGAUGAUGAUGUUGAAGAGACUUCGAUGAGAGCUUUUGAUGAUUGAAACCCUUAUUUGAUUUGGAUCUGAUCGGUGUUUGAGUAGUUGACUACACCAUAAACAAAUCCUUCAGGGUUUUGUUCAAUGAGAUAGUUCCAUCUCCAAGUGAUUUUCUUUUUUUUUAUUUUUUAAUUUGGAGUUCCAUGUAAAGAAGAUACAUGAAUUUUUUUAAUGUAUAAUACGGACAUAUACACAAUAUAGAUGCAUAUGUAGCAAUGUUAUUGAGGAAAAAAUAGUCUUUAAUUUCGUUUUAAUAUCCAAAAUCA
Molecule: messenger RNA, 964 nt
Organism: Raphanus sativus (radish)
Lineage: Eukaryota; Viridiplantae; Streptophyta; Magnoliopsida; Brassicales; Brassicaceae
Product: auxin-responsive protein IAA2-like
Exons: 2
Coding region: 131-658 (175 amino acids)
Biological process (GO): regulation of DNA-templated transcription
Cellular component (GO): nucleus
Molecular function (GO): protein binding
Source: RefSeq, a predicted model, not a curated record